AUGACCGGUAAGGCAAUGUUACUCUGUGCAAUGGCACUUGCUGGAGGUGUCAAUGCAAUUGAUGGUGCUUCCGAUGUAAAUAUUCCAGCAUUGGAACCAUUGGACGUUAAACUGUCACCAGAAUCCCUCUGGGAAGAUUUCCAAAACUAUACUAGUACUGAUGAAUUACUUCAAAAAUGGAGGGUAUCACGUAUGGCUCUAAGAGAUGCCAAGACUGGUGACACAAGAUUGAUGUAUCCUGCUACAUGGUCUCUUCAAGAACCGUAUUCUUUAAAAAGUUUCAAGAAUGAUAAUUGUUUAAAUUUGGAGACAGCACAUUCAGCUGCUAUGAUUGGACAUGCGUUAGCCAAUCCUUUGGAAGUUGCUAACGGUAACAAAUUGGUGGUUCAAUACGAAGUUCAAUUGCAAAGAGGUUUAGAAUGUGGUGGUGCCUUUAUGAAACUAUUACCACCAAUGAAUGGAACAGAGUUACUCCGUUAUAGUGGUGGUAGUGUCCCAUUUGAAGUGAUCUUUGGUCCUGAUAAGUGUCAACCCUAUACCAAUGAAGUCCAUUUUGGAUUAAAGAAAACAAAUCCAACUACUAAUAAGCCAGAGGUUAAACUUUUAACCAAUGCGCCCAUUUCAAGAUUGGAUGGCGACGAAACGGUACGUCUCUACACAUUAAUCAUGGAUUCAAAGAGUCAAGAUUUUGAAAUCAGAGUCGAUGGUAAGGUGGUUAAAGUGGGCAAUUUGUUGGAUGAAGGAUUGUUCAAACCACCUUUCCAUGCGCCCAAGAAAGUACCCGAUUUGAAGGCGAAAAAACCUAAAAAUUGGGAUGAAAGAGAAUUUAUCCCUGAUCCUGAAGCUAUCAAACCUGAAUAUUGGGAUGAGAGCGAGCCUCUGAUGAUCCCUGAUGACACUGACAUCAAACCAGCUUCAUGGGAUGAAAAUAUGCCAGAAUAUAUACCAGAACCUAAUCAUUUCAAGCCUAAGUGGUGGGAAGACGGUGAAGACGGCGAAUGGGUUGCGCCGCUUGUCCGCAAUCCACAAUGUUUUGAGAUUGCCGGUUGUGGUCCAUGGCAACCAAGAAUGGUAGAAAACCCCGAUUAUUGGGGACCCUGGAAUCCCCCCAUGAUUGAAAAUCCAAAAUAUAGGGGUAAGUGGACACCACCACUGAUCGAUAACCCUGAUUAUUCUGAGGAUUUAAACCCAGGGACUUUGGAGAAUCCAAUCGGUGUAAUACUAUUUGAAUUCUGGAGUGGAUCUAAGGACUUACUGAUUGAUAAUCUGUACUUGGGUCAUCACGUUGAAGAGGCUGAAUUACUAGGUAAUAGAACAUUUAUUCCAAAGAGAAAGUUGCAAGAACAGCAGCUUGAAGCAGAAGUUAUAGGGCGUAGGGGACAUAUCGAACAUCCAAAGAAACCACCUACAAUGUUUGGACAAUCUGAAUAUAAACCAAACCUAUUUGAUAGGUUAUCCGAUUACGGUGACACUUUAUUGGAAAAAUUUAGCCAACAGAGUUCAUUCAUUCAAAACAUUCUUGGAGGUUCAAUUCUAGUUUUGAUACUAAUGGUUACAAGUUAUUUCUAUUUGAAAGCUGUUCUUUUCCAACAAAAAUAUUCCGGAGGUUCAGGUACUGGUAAGGAUAAGAAGGGUGACGAGAAGACGGAGGAGAAGCGUGAAAAGAAGCAACAAGCGAAUGAGCCAGAACCUCAUUUGGAGCAAGUAGACACCAAGGGUAAAAACGUUGGUUCUACCAAGAGAAAAACUAAAUAA
Molecule: messenger RNA, 1755 nt
Organism: Zygosaccharomyces rouxii
Lineage: Eukaryota; Fungi; Ascomycota; Saccharomycetes; Saccharomycetales; Saccharomycetaceae
Gene: CNE1
Product: calnexin
Exons: 1
Coding region: 1-1755 (584 amino acids)
Biological process (GO): protein folding
Cellular component (GO): endoplasmic reticulum; endoplasmic reticulum membrane
Molecular function (GO): calcium ion binding
Source: RefSeq, a predicted model, not a curated record